Messenger RNA from Galeopterus variegatus (Sunda flying lemur), 3051 nucleotides. RefSeq names its product regulator of G-protein signaling 4 (gene RGS4). Lineage: Eukaryota; Metazoa; Chordata; Mammalia; Dermoptera; Cynocephalidae. The transcript is spliced from 5 exons. The record is from RefSeq and is a predicted model, not a curated record. The coding region runs from base 233 to 850 and encodes 205 amino acids.
GCGCUAGAGAGGCAGAGGGAGACCCAGGAGCCGCUCCUGCAGCGCUGCCAUCUGAUUGGCUGGACGGCCCUUGCUGGGCUAUAAAAGCGAACUCUACGGGCUUGGGAGGGAGACGCUCAGAGGAUUCUGACAGCAUCUUUACCGGAGAAAAGGCAAAGUGCGCUCAAAACAGAAGCCACAGCUCCUCCUACAGCAUUUCUUUCCUACUUGCGAAUUCCGAACUGUUGACAAGAUGUGCAAAGGACUAGCGGGUCUGCCAGCUUCUUGCUUGAGGAGUGCAAAAGAUAUGAAACAUCGGCUAGGUUUCCUGCUGCAGAAGUCUGAUUCCUGCGAACACAAUUCUUCCCACAGCAAGAAGGACAAACUGGUUAUUUGCCAGAGGGUGAGCCAAGAGGAAGUCAAGAAAUGGGCUGAAUCACUGGAAAACCUGAUUAGCCAUGAAUGUGGGCUGGCAGCUUUCAAAGCUUUCUUGAAGUCUGAAUACAGUGAGGAGAACAUUGACUUCUGGAUCAGCUGUGAAGAGUACAAGAAAAUCAAAUCACCGUCCAAACUAAGUCCCAAGGCCAAAAAGAUUUAUAAUGAAUUCAUCUCAGUCCAGGCAACCAAAGAGGUAAAUCUGGAUUCUUGUACCAGGGAGGAGACAAGCAGGAACAUGCUAGAGCCUACGAUAACCUGCUUUGAUGAGGCCCAGAAGAAGAUUUUCAAUCUUAUGGAGAAGGAUUCAUACCGCCGCUUCCUCAAGUCCCGAUUUUAUCUUGAUUUGGCCAGCCCUUCCAGUUGUGGGUCAGAGAAGCAGAAAGGAGCCAAGAAUUCUGCAGACUGUGCUUCUCCAGUCCCCCAGUGUGCCUAAUUCUGACUCAGAGGCAAGAGCUGAAAUACUAAGACUCUAUGCUCUGGAAAACCUGAGGCCAAAUAUUGAUCUGUAUUAAGCUCCAGUGCUUUAUCCACAUUGUAGUCUAGUAUUCAUGCUGCCUGCCAUGUGUGAGACUUCCAUGUAAAAACUAGAUUUAGUUUUGGUGUCUGGGUGUUCAUCAGGGUGGGACCCCAAUCCAGUUCAAUUUUCCCACAUUUCUCUUAGGGUGCCAUGUGAGCAAGUAUCCACAUAAUGGCCUUGUAGAUCUGGGUUUUCAAAGAUUGCUGGCAGUUCUCUCCUCUCAAUGGUUUGAUCUUAGGUUGGUUGGUUGGUACACUUCAUGUGACAUCCACAUGCAUGUGUAUUCUGUUAGCCAGCAUUUUCUCUGGACUCUAGAGAUGUUUAGAUGAGGUUGAUUUAUGAUAUGUACGUGUAGAAUGUAUGUAUAUAUUAUAUAUAUACACACACAUAUGCAUACACAUAUAUGUAUAUGUGUGUCUAUGUAUACAUUGCGUGCACACACACACACACAUUUCUGCAAGAGUGGAUGGGAAAGACCCUAGGUGCUUAUAACUAGAGUGUGUGUAUGUACUCACAUGCAUGUUCUGAUCUCUGGUUUUUCACACUGUGAUUAAAUAGGCCAAACUGAACUAACUGCCAUGCAGGCUGAGAAAGGAAUGCUAACUUGUGGAAAGUUGGCUGUGUAAAUCCCGUGGGUCUUGCUAGAGAAACAACCAACAGACUUCAUGCUUAAUUUAACCACUGACAUCACUGAGUACUAUUCUAAGGAGUAAAUACCAUAAAGAAGCAUACACCUGGCUGACACAGAGCUGUACUGGGCUGGUUAUCACUCAACGGCACUUUCGAGUCCCUAAGCUGCUGGCCUCUCUGUCUUUGCCUGGGUGCUCAGGGCAAGCUUAUUUGCAGCUGGGUUGGUGUAGAGUUGGGAGAUGGGAGGCUUGAGCUGAGUGAAGAAAUGUAGUUAAGACCUUGCUAGCUACACCCAUCAGUCAUUGGCUGAGCACAGAAUUUAAGGUUAUUAUUCUUACCAUUUAUCCUUUUUUCCUCUCCUGAUCAAGGUGCUUUUGUCAUUUGUUUUUCCCUUGAGAACCUUGGCCAUCAGAUGAGGCUCCUCAGCUCAUCAUUGGUUGGUGGUUUUUUUCCCCGUACUGGCUGUAGGUUAUAUGCUACAUUUCUAAACCAGAAGCAGAGGGGAAAGAUUAUAUUUUAUAGGGGGGAAACAAUUUUCACAAAUUGAAAAGCUCUCAUAAGUUUUUUCUUUCAAGGAAGAACCUUGUUCACUUUAUCCCAAACAUUAGGGCAAACAGAGACAUGAAUGCACUUCUUUCGAGGCUGAGACUAAAUGAGAGGGAAAAGAAAGAAAGAGAAAGAAGGGAUUCCAAUUGUUAGAACGACUGUUUGCAACUUUUCAAGGUACAUGAAAUACUUGAAAAUUUUUCAUUUUUGUUAUUUAUGAUUUUUUUGUACAAUGUUUUUAUUAUUGUAUUGUUUUUAAAUGGAGGUGCAGGAUAUCACCCGAAUUAUUCAUGAAUGCCCAGGAAGUAAUUCUCAUUCUUUGAAAACUACUGCCUUUGAAAGUGCACACAUACGCACACUGCAUCCAUUGCUCCAGUAUAAAUUACAUGCAUGAGCACCUUUGUGGCUUUUAAGCCAAUGUGCUGGGCUGCAAAAUGAAGACACUGGAGUGUCCGUACAAGUCCUAUGGUAUGAAAGAUGUAGGUUUUCUAAUUGUACUUUUUUCAUUUCUGAGAGUUUUACUCAUAAUCUCCCCAGAGUUCCUCAUCGGUGUCCCUUUCUGUUAUACAUAGUUUCACAAUUUUGUCUCUAGUUGACUCCAAACAUAUAAAUCUAUUGGUCUUGCCCUAUUAUAAUUGUCACGACAUUCAGAUUGUAUCUGUACUCACAGACUGCUGUCUCACAAAUGAGUCUGGAAGGUCAUUCUGAAUGAGAAGUAAAUUAUUUUAUGUAAUAUAGUUUUGAGUGUGUUUUUCAGUUGUAUUUUCCUGUUAUUUUAUCACCAUACGAUAAUAUGAGCUUACCUGCUCCUGGUCCGUGGACACAAUACUCCCUCUAGAUACACGCCUGUUUUUAUCAUGUGCUUUAUAGGUCUCAAAGCUGAUACUUCCAGUGAAUCACACUCAUCUUAUUAAAAGGGUAAAUAAAUGCUUCAUACAAAA